UCAGGACGCAUCGCUUAGGCGUUGAUGAUAACAGAUUUGGGAUUUUUGGUCUUCGAAUCAACCUGUUCCAUUUUAUCUUCAAAUUUAAAAAUAAAAUACCAAGAGAACCAUGGCCGAGAGGAGACUUCUCCUAGAAGAUGAUGACCAAGGCUCUCUGCUUUCAAAACUUGGGACAGACAGUCCAAAACCGAGAAUCAAGUUCGGGGGGAUGUUUUGCAACGUCGAGGGAGCGUUUGAAAACAAAUCUCUAAAUUUUGACUUCUGCAGCGCCGGAGGGCGGGUUGACGACAAAAGUUACUUAAACACUCUCAGUGAUACCGCGAGUGUGAAAAACUUUUCAAGCGCGAGUAACACAUCUCGACCCCAACCAGCGCCGUCUUCUUCCAGUUUAGGAAGCCACGUUAUCGUAUACCCAGCGGGUCACAGCCGCGAUUAUAACGAUCGAUGUGAGGCUGGGUGGCAGAGUGACAAGAUCAUCAUCAAAGGUGGAAAAAUCGUGAAUGAUGAUCAGUCCUUCUAUGCUGACAUUUAUAUUGAGGAUGGGAUCAUCAAACAGAUUGGGGAGAAUCUGAUCGUACCCAGUGGGGUGAAGACCAUGGAUGCGUAUGGUCAUAUAGUCAUCCCUGGUGGCAUCGACGUGAACACCUGCCUCCAUGCGCCACACUUGGGCAUGAACCCCGCUGAUGACUUCUACCACGGCACUCGCGCUGCGCUGGCUGGAGGCACUACCAUGAUCAUUGACCAUGUGGUUCCUGAGCCGGGUGUUAGUUUGCUGACUGCGUAUGACCAGUGGAGAGACGUGGCAGACAAGCGGUCAUGCUGCGACUACUCCCUGCACAUGGACAUCACACGCUGGCAUGAGGGCAUGUUUGAGGAACUGGAAACUCUGAUCAAAGAUAAAGGGGUGAACUCAUUCCUGACCUUCAUGGCUUACAAAGACAAAUACCAAAGCUCAGAUGCUCAAAUGUAUGAGAUUUUUGGUAUGCUAAGAGAUCUGGGAGCUAUUGCACAAGUGCAUGCAGAGAAUGGGGACAUUAUUGAGGAGGAGCAGAAAAGACUGUUGGACCUGGGAAUCACAGGCCCUGAAGGCCACGUACUCAGUCAUUCAGAGGAGGUGGAGACAGAGGCAGUGUAUCGGGCCAUCACCAUUGCUAAACAGGCCAACUGCCCUCUCUACAUCACCAAGGUCAUGAGUAAAUCCGCUGCUGAUGUCAUCGCUAAAGCCAGGAAAAAGGGCUUGGUCGUUUAUGGAGAGCCAAUAGCAGCCAGCCUUGGGACUGACGGAUCACACUAUUGGAGCCAAAACUGGGCCGAAGCUGCCGCCUUUGUUAUGUGUCCGCCUCUCAGUCCAGAUCCGGCAACCCCAGACUACCUCAACUCCAUGCUGUCCUGUGGCGAUCUUCAGGUGACGGCCAGCGCUCACUGCACAUUCUCCACCGCCCAGAAAGCAGUCGGGAAGGACAACUUCACUCUCAUCCCCGAGGGAACCAAUGGGAUCGAGGAACGCAUGAGCAUUGUCUGGGACAAGGCUGUAGCAACGGGUAAAAUGGACGAGAAUGAGUUUGUGGCAGUCACCAGCACGAACGCAGCCAAGAUCUUCAACCUGUACCCUCGCAAAGGCAGGAUCGCAGUGGGCUCUGAUGCAGAUCUUGUAAUCUGGAGCACAAAGGAGACCAAGACCUUCUCUAGCAAAACUCACACCAUGACUGUGGAGAUUAAUAUCUUUGAAGGCAUGGAGUGUCGCGGCUUCCCUGUGGGGGUGAUCAGCCAAGGCAGGAUGGUCUUGGAGGGUGGAACACUGGAUGUGGUGGAAGGGUUGGGACGAUUUGUUCCCAGGAAGGCCUUCCCAGACUACGUCUAUAAGAGGAUCAAGGCUCGCAGCAGGAUGGCAGAGGCUCGGGGUGUUCCCCGUGGUAAUUAUGAUGGCCCUGUCCAUGAUGUCAUUAGCAUGACAAAGUCUGUACCACCCACUCCCACCACCAGAGGGCCAUCCUGUUCAGGGAAGACUGCUACUGGGCCAGCCAGGAAUCUGCACCAGUCUGGCUUCACCCUCUCUGGCACUCAAAUGGAUGACCACAUCCCCAGACGUACGGCACAGAAGAUUGUAGCACCACCUGGGGGCAGGUCCAAUAUCACAUCCCUUUCCUGAGUUGUGUCCACUGAGGGAACCAAGCAGUUCUGAUCUCCCUUGGCUUCCAGUUUUACAUAUUACAAUAAUAUCAUGCAAGCAACAAUUUAUCUACCAACUUUAAUACACACUGUAAUUUCUGUCAGUGCUACCAUACAAAGACAGAGCUAUGCACCCCCUAACACAUGAAGAAUAGAUAACCAUAUAGCCUAUUAAUUUCCCUUUUAUUGGCUAUCUUCAGCAUAAACUCUUUUCAUCCAUAAUCCAAUGCCCAUAGUGUAGCAUGUAACAUUUACCAGAGUCUGCAAACUCAGUAUCCCAUUCUGUCAGCUUUAGCAUACAAGUAGCAUUGAUAAUGUGAUGAAGAUGAGUAGCUGGUGAUUGUAGUGUCUGUAACACUGGACUGAUCGAUUCCAAGUGCUGCCUUUAAACCAGCGCUUGUCCUGUCUGCCUACACACACACCGAGGUGGACAUUCCUGAGGGGCUCUCUGUCACUGUCUGUGUGUUUUUGGAAGCUGCUAGAAGAUUGUCUUCACUUUGAAAUGAAAACUCCAACUGUUGUUGUUAGGUUUGUUCAUUGCGAUUUGUAAAUGUCAGAAGAACCAGUAGGCUAGAGCAUUUCCAUUACGAACUGAAAUUCAUCUCAGAAUGCAUAAUGUCUAAGGCCUUAUGUUUCUAAAGGGAACAUAGAGGACGACAGUGCAUAGAAACCCGCUAUAGCCGAAAAGUGCUAGUCAUCACCGUUCUUCCACUCAUCCGAAACUGGUCAUUUUUGUAGGUUUUUAAACUGAAACAUUUGGUGCUCUCAAUUGUUUUACUGUGAUGAAUAAACCACUUUCUGGCCCAAUAAUCAUUUUUAUUUUUUUUAAGGUGCCAUCAUAGGUUUGCUUUUCAAUGUAACCGUUUUCUUUUCCUCAAAUGGUCUCAGUAAUAAGCAGCAUUUUAUAGUGAAAAUUCACAGGCAGUAUUAGGCAGGAAUGCUCUCUUAUAAUGUAGUAAGCUGUUUUGAAGGUACCCUGUUGUGGUUAGUGAUAUUCUGCUUAAAGGAAAUAAGUCAGUAGAUUGAAGUUUUCUACUUUUUCUGUGCUCAGUCUGUAAAUACGUCUUAUGUUUCCAACUGUGCAUGGUCUGCAUGUCCUCAAUAAACAGAUUUUUUUAUGGGAGAAAACUCAUGUAGAAAUUCCUUUUUAAUUACUUUGUGAUUAAAUGCUAAAAGUUUCUUUUAAACAUACAAUAUCAAAUACUACCAUUAAUAUCGGUGUAGCAUUUAAUACUACGGCAGAAAUCAAAUUUGUCAAAAGAAUAGCAUGAGUCAAUGGCAAGCAGUAACUGAAAGUCAGCACAUAUAUUAUGUCACUGUAUUUAACAGACAGAACUUCAGCCCAGCUUAUUGAUAGAAGUGCUUGGAAAAGUGUUUUUCUGUUGCCAUAAGAGAAGUAACAAACCAUUCAUAUGCAAAAUGUUCUGUUUUUUGUUAUGCUGGUCAAAAAAGAUUUUGCUUCCUGCAAAAAAUACCUGCGUAAUAUAUAUUUUUGCAUGUUGAAUACAAAUAUGUCCAAAAUAUCUCCAUAGUUUUUGUGUUCCAGUAUACUCGCAUGUCAUUACGUAUAGCAUGGAAAAGAGGUACCAAGUUGGCAGAUUACUGUUGAACACUAAAGAGGGAACCACCUGAGACCAAAUACAGGCAGAAUUCAUACAUUGUACAUUUUAGAAUUAUAUUUGUACAUAUAUAAUUAAUAUUUAGAUAUUAAAAAAUAAAAUUUAAUUGGCCUGUCACUUAAAUCAUAUGUGACAGAAAAACUUUGAAAACCAUUUCGAAUUCAAUGCAAAAAGAACAAUAAGGUCCACCUAUUUUAGCUUGUGAAACAAACAAACAAACAAAAAAUUUCAAAUGUUAUUGCCCAAGCGUGUCAUCAGUGUUACCAAGCAGGUCAUCUUAGCUUUUAUGCACACUGCUCCUCCUUCCCCCAUAAUCCCUUUUUUUAGCAGCUGCUGACUUGGGGCAGCUCUGAAAGGUUAAAAACAUGUCUGAGUGCCAAGAGGUCCAGGAGGGGCCAGUGGAGUGUGGCGCUGAGCAGGGAGUGAGUGACCGGGGGGUGUGGGGGGUUUGGGAGAGUGAGCAGUUGGGGAGCAUUGCUGAUAAAUGGAGACAGGUGCGUGCGGAAGCCAUGGUGUAGCUCGCGGUAUACACAGCUGCACCGUCACCUCUCCGAGAUAGGUACUGCGAGCUGUUUCAUUUUCACACUGCUUGUUUACAUUACAGCCGAUCAACGCAACAUUCAUCUGAGGUUUGCUUUGGUGACGCAAAGUGCAAGUUAGGUUUAAAUAUGGCUAAGGCGGUUUUGGGGACUAAGCAAACAAUUGCACAAACUUCUGCCAUGUUGCCACAAACCCUACAUAGCAGUUUUGACGAUUAUAAUAUAUAUUGUCUUCAAUAAGUCAUCAAUGCUGCAAUAUGUUAUAAUUAGGGCAUUAUAAGAACCUCUAUGUCCUCUAUAUUCUGUUUACAACUUUACAUCACGAUAAACAAUAUGUACUUAAAUAUUAGUGGCAGCCUAGUUUU
Electrophorus electricus (electric eel) is the source of this 4692-nucleotide messenger RNA. It is a transcript of the gene dpysl4, whose product is annotated as dihydropyrimidinase like 4. NCBI's taxonomy places the organism in Eukaryota, Metazoa, Chordata, Actinopteri, Gymnotiformes, Gymnotidae. Gene Ontology annotation, molecular function: hydrolase activity, acting on carbon-nitrogen (but not peptide) bonds, in cyclic amides. The record is from RefSeq and is a predicted model, not a curated record. Gene Ontology annotation, cellular component: cytoplasm; cytosol.